AGAUCCCGCCGGCAAAGGUUCUUGUUAUCGGCGCUGGCGUUGCCGGGCUGAGUGCCAUUGUCACGGCCCGGCGGCUGGGCGCCAUCGUGCGCGGGUUCGACACGCGGUCUGCUGCGCGGGAGCAGGUGCAGUCGCUCGGCGCAGAGUUCAUCGAAGUAGAGAUGAAGGAAGAUGGAUCUGGUGGCGGCGGUUACGCGAAAGUGAUGUCGAAAGAAUUCAUCGCUGCAGAGAUGGCACUGUUCAAGGAGCAAGCACGAGAUGUGGACAUAAUCAUUACCACUGCUCUCAUUCCAGGGAAGCCUGCACCGAAACUGAUCACGAACGACAUUCUUUCCGUGAUGAAACCGGGAUCAAUUGUUGUGGAUCUGGCUGCAGAGGCAGGCGGAAACUGUGAGGCUACCAAACCAGGCGAGCUAUAUGUGCACAAUGGUGUCUCGAUAAUCGGGUAUACGGAUCUACCGUCUCGUUUGCCCACGCAAUCGUCGGUGCUCUACUCCAACAACGUGACCAAAUUCCUGUUGUCCCUCGGUGGAGAUGGUCAGUUCUUGCUCAACCUUGAGGACGAAGUCGUGCGGGGGGCCAUCGUUACCCACGAAGGACAAUUACUGCCUCGAGUCGCGCCUGCUCCACCGCCGAUCCCGACUAUCCCUCCCACCGCCAAAGCCGAGGAGAUCAAGGUAGCGAUAACGCCUUGGCAGAAGACUUCGCGUGAAGUCGCCGUGGUCACAGGUGGAAUGGCGGGAGUGAUUUCUCUGGGGAAAGCGACCGGGACUGCGUUCAUGGACAACUUCUUCACUUUUGGUCUGGCUGCACUCGUGGGCUACCGUGUCGUCUGGCAGGUCGCGCCAGCACUGCACUCCCCGCUCAUGAGCGUUACGAAUGCCAUUUCUGGAAUGGUCGGUAUCGGGGGCCUGUUUGUCAUGGGCGGUGGAUAUCUGCCAGGGACCAUCCCUCAGGCACUGGGUGCGAUAUCGGUCCUUCUAGCCAGUGUCAAUGUUGCGGGAGGAUUCAUCAUCACUAAGCGCAUGCUGGACAUGUUCAAACGAAGCACCGAUCCGCCCGAGUACUCGUGGCUGUAUGGCCUUCCCGCGGUGGCAAGUCUGUCUUUGCGAUUCGUGCCUUCAUCUACUUAUCGAGAACAGGUCUUCACCGGUGGAUUUUUGGUUGCCGCAAGCACGGGAAUGGCUGGAUUGGUACAGGCAGGCUACCUGACAUCAUCCGUCCUCUGCAUUGGAUCCCUUUCUGGCCUCGCUUCUCAGGCCACUGCGCGGCAGGGGAAUGCAUUGGGCAUGCUUGGAGUGGGAUCCGGAAUCCUUGCCUCCCUUGCCGCCGUUGGAUUUCCCGCGCCUGUGCUGAUGCAGUUCGCUGGAGUGACGGGCAUCGGAGCGGCCAUUGGGGCUGUGAUCGGCCGUCGUAUCACUGCUACAGAGUUGCCGCAGAUGGUGGCCAUGCUCCACAGCGUCGUUGGACUGGCGGCUGUCCUUACUUCAAUCGGCAGCAUCCUGAGCGAUCCGUCUCAUAUAUCGACGCUGCAUCUGGUCACUGGUUAUGUGCGUCUGUCGAGUCUGAGCUCGCUGCCACGAGGCUGAAUGGUUGUCAGCUUGGUGUGGUAGUCGGCGGCAUC
Messenger RNA from Mycena citricolor, 1624 nucleotides. Lineage: Eukaryota; Fungi; Basidiomycota; Agaricomycetes; Agaricales; Mycenaceae. The record is from the annotation of a GenBank genome assembly.